UAAUAAAGAGGAUUCAGUUAAUGAGGAUUUGGUUGAUGAGGAAACUGAUGAAGAAUAUAUGCUAAAUGAAGAUGUUCCAGUUGAUUUAUUCACAGUUCCUAAUUUUGAUGAUUUCGAUGAUGAACCAAGUCUUCAAACAGAUAAUUAUGAUGACUCAUGGAUACUUUUAUGGAUAUUCAAGUACCAACGUGAAUUAUAUAAGCUAAAAGAUCAGCCAGAUGAUGUUCAAAAUAAACAAGCAAGAAGAAAAUACAAAAACUCUCAACGUAGUGAAUUGCAUCCUUUGAAAAUCGAUAACAGAUAUUAUUCUCCUGAUGAUAGCAAAACAGACACAGAAUAUCAAACUAGCAAGAGAAAACUCAUAACAAAAAACCUCAAGUGGCGGUCAUUAACAACACAAAUAUUUCUGAGAGAAUAUAUUGAUAAACUAUUUGACGAAACCUCAAAAGUUCUAAAAAAAAGAAAGCAUUCUUAUAGUAAUCAGUAUGCUUCAGAGAAAGUGCCAUCUAAUGCUCCAAGAUGA
Funneliformis caledonium is the source of this 523-nucleotide messenger RNA. The record is from the annotation of a GenBank genome assembly. Lineage: Eukaryota; Fungi; Glomeromycota; Glomeromycetes; Glomerales; Glomeraceae.